UAAUCAAUGCUAGGUUUUUGUUUCUUCCCAUGUAAGUACCUACUGCUGUAGAGCGUUACGUUAAAAACAUUGUUUUGGAAGGAAUAAUGGUCAUUAUGGCAAUCGGCUUCGACCAUUACAAUUAGAACUAGAAUUAGAACACUUACCUUAUUACGUUUGGUCACUUGGAAAUUGGAAUGCCAUAAAACCUGCUUCAGACUGCGUGUUAUAUAAUGUAUGGCGAUGAUUUACGAAGUUAUUAUGAAACGCAUUUGGCAUUGGCACCAUUUGCUGCAAGAGUGACUCAAUCCGCAGUGGCGUGACUGAUCGGCAGGGACUCUGCCCCCUCACGCUCCCUCCCUGUAUCCGCCCCUGCCGCGCGGCGCGACCUAAGCCGAGGUCACGUGUCCCGGCGGCCGGCCGACGCCUGGGGUCAGGUGACUCGGCGGCCGGCCGGCGCCUGGGGGCACGGCCAGCGGCGCAGCGCCGACCAGGGUCAGGUCAGUAGAGGUCGGACUGCGGCCGGGGCGGCGCCGCCCACUACUCACUAGCCGGUGAACGGAGGGACCCGUACCGUCAGCAUGUGGUCGAGGGGAAGAUGGCGCGUCACAGCCUUGACUCUGAUUCUCGUCUCUGCGCUGGCAUCCGCCGAAAACCUGACCGGCGCUGACACAACGGAUGGUGGACUGCUGGAUAACCACCAGCCUGCAGUCGACAAACAGCGCGAGCCAAAGGCAGUCUGGACGAGCGGAGGCAGUCUGGACAACCAUAAGACUGGUCCAACGACCGGCAGUCUAGCUAAUCACCAGUCUGGUGCAGCGACUGGCAGUCUGGACAACCACCAGCCUGGUGUAGCGACUGGCAGCCUGGACAGUCACCAGACUGUUCCAGCCGCCGGCAGUCUGGACAACCAUCAGCCUGGUGCAGCGACUGGCAGUCUGGACAACCAUCAGACUGUUCCAGCCGCCAGCAGUCUGGACAAUCACCAGCCUGGUGCAGCAACGGGCAGUCUGGACAACCAUCAGCCUGGUGUAGCGGCUGGCAGUCUAGGCAACCACCAGACUGGUGCAGCCACUGGCAGUCUCGAAAACCACCAGCCCGCAGUCGACUCUCAGUCUGCUCCAGAAACGGGCAGUCAGCCCACCCAACAUCAGGAUCAAGGAGCAGGACAGCAACAUCAUGAGUCACAGCCAGUCCUUCAGCCUGGAGUUGGACAGAAGUUCAAACCGCAGGCAGUCCCCGAGCCUGUCGUCUGGCCGGAGUCGGGUCAACAAUACGGACCAGGAGCCGGUCAGCAACAGCAUUACUACGGAGCUGGCCCAGACCCAGGACAUCCGCACCCAGAAGCUGAGCAGCCGUACAACCAGCUGGGAACCGGCCGGCCGUACAAGCAGUUCGCUGCGUACGGUAACCAGCAGGGAGCAAGCGGGUGGAACCGGCCAGGAACCGGCCAGCAAAACCAGAACCAACACGGCUACGGGACGGAGAACCAGUACCAACCGGGGCCCAGUGACGAAGACUGGUACGAGAAGGUCCGACGGCAGCCGGUCGGGACAAACUACGGGCCAGCGAUCACCGUGCGCCACGAGUCUGAGCCGAGACGUCCCAACUUCCUACCUCCUGAAGAGGAGGAAGGCGAGGGAUGGCUGGGCACGCUGACGGGCGUGCUGGACUCGUUCACCGGGGUGCACCAGGGGUCGGACUCUGACGACAUGGACCAGAGGGAGCCGGAUAUGUUCCGACCUGAUCCUGCUGCAAUGUAUCGACCAGAACCGAACCAGUAUCAUCGACCGGGACCGAACCAUCACUACCGACCCCGACCGGAGCAGCACUGGCCCGAGUCCCAGCGGCCGUACAGAGAACAGGUGGCGAAUCCUCACCGGCCGGAGUGGCACAAUCCGCACCGGCCGGAGUGGCACAAUCCGCACCCGCCGAGCCGGGAGUACCGCCAGGGAGAGGCUGGGCCGAGUCGUCCGGAGUGGGGCGAUCCUCAACCUCAGCCAGACACCAGGGAGUACCGCCAGGGAAAACUUCAGCCCGACGAGCCGGAGACGGCUGAGCGAACUCGACCUGAGACGGUCCGGCAGUAUCGGCAGGGACCAGCCGAUCCUAACCGACCGGAUGUAGACCAGCCGUUCGGACCAGCGUCCGGUGAGCCAUACCAGCGGAAACCAGCGGAGCCGCACCAGCGGAGACCAGCGGACCCUCACCAGCGCAGACCAGCAGAGCCUUACCAGCGCAGACCACCACCCCCGGGGCAGCGCCCGACCGCCGACAGGAGAUACGAUACACCCUUCGGUCCCCAGCCGAACAGCGACGCAGAGCUGUUCGCGUACCCCAGCGACUUUAUCGCGGAUCUGAAGAACGUCGCCUGGUGGUGCUUUGUGAUUAUCGGCGCGUUCCUGCUGAAUUUGGUUGUGUAUAACGCUAUUUCGAGCCCGCUGGAGGCAAUUCUGGCUGUGAAUGGCACACUCAACGCCACAGGGGCUGCAUUGUGAUGGAAUGUUACAGCAUAGUUCGACGUCGCAUAGUGCGACGUCAGGUUUGCGAUAUUACGCCAAAUAUAUUUUUCAAUCGUAUUUUUGAUAUUAAGUCAUUCUUGAAUGAAUUAUUUGUCCAUCUGUAAUGUGCCAGUAGCGCUGGGUGGGGUGCGUCGCAUUGUCUCUUGUUUUACCGAGUGUUAUUCGAAAAUGCACAAUGUUAAGCCGGCGCUGUUACCAAAUUGCCUCGGUGACCAUGCUAAAUAUAUGUGCUGCAAGCUAACAUA
Messenger RNA from Amphibalanus amphitrite, 2746 nucleotides. Its product is annotated as trithorax group protein osa-like. The record is from RefSeq and is a predicted model, not a curated record. Bases 561 to 2477 code for a protein of 638 amino acids. Lineage: Eukaryota; Metazoa; Arthropoda; Thecostraca; Balanomorpha; Balanidae. The transcript is spliced from 2 exons.